Molecule: messenger RNA, 1734 nt
Organism: Diceros bicornis minor
Lineage: Eukaryota; Metazoa; Chordata; Mammalia; Perissodactyla; Rhinocerotidae
Product: protein disulfide-isomerase-like protein of the testis
Exons: 11
Coding region: 1-1734 (577 amino acids)
Biological process (GO): protein folding
Cellular component (GO): endoplasmic reticulum
Source: RefSeq, a predicted model, not a curated record
AUGGAGCGGCUCUGGAGGUCUCUGCUGCUGGUGGCCUCUUGUGUCUCCACUGUCCAGGGCUCUCCAGAGCUGGACGUCAGGGAAGCCAGCAUCAACACGUCCCAGCCUGUGCACAUCCUGGUGGAACGCAACCUGCUGGUGCUAACAUCCGCCGGCCUCACCCACAUGCUGAACCAGACCCGCUUCCUCAUGGUGCUUUUCUACAACCCGUCCUCAAAGAAAUCCAGGAACAUGGCUGAGGAGCUAGGCAAAGCCGUGGAGAUCAUGGGCAAAGGCAAGAACGGAGUUGGCUUUGGCAAAGUGGACAUCACUGUCGAGAAAGAACUUCAGAAGGAGUUUGACGUUAAGAAGACCCCCGAUUUGAAGCUGUUUUUUGAGGGCAACAGAUCAGAGCCCAUCAGCUGCAAAGGAGUGGUUGAAUCUGCUGCCUUGGUCGUUUGGUUGAGAAGACAAAUUAGCCAGAAAGCAUUUUUGUUCACGGACACCCAGCAGGUGGCAGAGUUUGUGAAAUCCAGGCCCUUGGUCAUCAUCGGCUUCUUCCAGGAUUUAGAGGAAGAAGUAGCAGAGUUGUUCUACGAUGUGAUCAAAGACUUCCCAGAGCUCACAUUUGGAGUGAUACCAAUUAGCAAUGCCGUUGGGCGUUUCCACGUCACCCUGGACAGUGUUCUGGUGUUCAAACAGGGAAAAAUUGUGAACCGCCAGGAGCUUAUUUAUGACACUACUAACAAACAAGUCCUCAAUCAAGUCAUAAAACAGCACCUCACGGAUUUUGUUAUAGAAUUCAACACUGAGAAUAAGGAUCUGAUUUAUGAUUUGAACAUCCUGAAUCAUAUGCUGCUCUUCGUCUCCAAAAGCUCUAAGUCAUUUGGCACAAUAAUGCAGCAUUACAAGUUGGCACUGAAGGAAUUCCAAAACAAGAUCCUUUUCAUCCUUGUGGACGCAGAUGAACCCAGAAACAGACAUGUCUUCAAACACUUCCGGAUCACAGAGGUCAACAUCCCAUCUGUCCAGAUCCUAAACUUAAGUUCUGAUGCAAGGUAUAAAAUGCCUUCUGAGGAGAUAACCUAUGAAAACCUCAAGAAAUUUGGCCGGACCUUCCUGAAUAAAAGUGCCAAAAAACAUCAAUCCAGUGAAGAGAUUCCAAAAUAUUGGGACCAGGGGCCGGUUAAGCAGCUCGUUGGGAAGAACUUCAACGUUGUCGUCUUUGACAAGGAAAGGGACGUAUUUGUGAUGUUCUAUGCGCCCUGGUCUGAGAAGUGCAGGGCGCUGUUCCCAGUGCUGGAGGAGUUGGGCAGAAAGUAUCAAAACCACUCCACAGUCACCAUCGCCAAGAUUGACAUCACGGCAAACGACAUUCAGCUGAUGAACCUGGACCGGUACCCCUUCUUCAGGCUCUUUCCCACUGACUCUCAACAAGCUGUACCGUAUAAGGGAGAACAUACCAUGAAGGGCUUUUUGGACUUCCUAGAAAGCCAAAUCAAGACCAGGAUUGAGGAUGAAUAUGAGCUAUUGUCUGUUGAACAAACUGAAGUGAUAGAAGAGGAAGUAUUAGCUGAGGAAGAAGAGGUACCUUUUAUGGAGAAAGAGUCACCUGAGCAGAAGUUGCCUGAGCUGGACAAUGGGACCAAGCUGGAAGAGCCAGCUGGGCAGAAGGAAACAGCUGAGGAGAAGGUGGCUAAGCCAAAAGGACCUCUAAGACAAGAGAGGAAACCAAGAGUUAAGGAUGAACUGUAG